This is a messenger RNA of Trichogramma pretiosum, 3291 nucleotides long. It is a transcript of the gene psidin, whose product is annotated as N-alpha-acetyltransferase 25, NatB auxiliary subunit. Gene Ontology annotation, cellular component: NatB complex; cytoplasm. Gene Ontology annotation, molecular function: protein-N-terminal amino-acid acetyltransferase activity; protein binding. Gene Ontology annotation, biological process: N-terminal peptidyl-methionine acetylation. The transcript is spliced from 9 exons. Lineage: Eukaryota; Metazoa; Arthropoda; Insecta; Hymenoptera; Trichogrammatidae. The coding region runs from base 264 to 2981 and encodes 905 amino acids. The record is from RefSeq and is a predicted model, not a curated record.
AGCAGCAGCGGCAUCGAACGAGGCUAGCCCCUGGACGAUGUUCGCCUACUCUGUCUUCUUCUGUAAUAUCACUGCAGCACCGCUGCUCCGUAUAUAAUUGUUGAGGAGCAGUAGUGACUGCUUAGCUGUCGUCGCACGUAGCUGUCGUCAGUGCAAUAAUAAGUGUCGAUAUAGCCGCGCGAAGAGCAGCAGCCGGGAUUACCAAUUACAAAUACAAAGUUGUGCCGGUUCACAUUGCACAAGCAUAGGAGUGAUCAUUUAGCAUGGCCUCGAACAAGCAAUCGCACGCCGACAACGUGGUCAACGAACGCCGGCUCAGGCCCAUCUACGAUAGACUUGACAAUGGGAACAAUAAAAAGGCCCUGCAGGAAGCGGACAAGGUCCUGAAGAAGCAUCCGGGUAAUCAGUGCGCUCGGGUACUCAAGGCCCUUGCUCUCCUGCGACUUGGCAAGGAGGACGAGUGCCAGAGCAUCAUCGACAAGGUCCGCUCCGAAGUGCCCUGCGAGGACUCGACGCUCCAAGCCAUGAGUAUCUGCUACCGCGAGAUACAGCAGCCUGACAAAAUCAGCGAGGUGUACGAGGCCGCUUCCAAGGCUGACCCUCACAAUGAAGAGCUACUUACCCACCUCUUCAUGUCUUACAUUCGUCUCGGCGAUUUCAAGAAACAGCAGCAAACUGCUCUUGCUCUGUACAAACUUGUACCGAAGAACGCUUAUUAUUAUUGGGCCAUCAUGAGUCUUGUUAUGCAGGCCACUCAAGCGAAUGAUGCUACUGCCAAAAAUAUAGUACUUUCUCUUGCUGAGAGAAUGAUUCUCAAGUUUGUUAAAGAGGGUAAAGUUGAAGGUGAUCAAGAAGUUCAACUAUAUUUGAUGAUAUUGGAGCUGCAAGGAAAAAAUGAAGAAAUGUUUGAAAUUUUUUCUGGUCCUUUAGCUUCACGUCUAUCCAAUCUUCCUCAAAGGAAGGGUAAAUUAUUGUUGAAAAUGAAAUGCUUCACAGAAGCUGCCAGAGCUUAUGAAGAGCUUAUUCGUAAGGAGAGAGAUAAUUGGGCUUAUUAUCAGGAUUAUUUAACAGCUGGUCUAGAGUGCCAAACAGCAACAAUGUGCUAUAAAUUUUUAAAUGACACAAUCACUACAACAUUUGAUGAUAAAAUCAGAGCACCUCAACUUGCUCGUUUGGAAUUAUUAAAACGUACUGCAGAGAAAAAGCUUGAAAUUGAACAUUGUGCUCAUAUCUGUGAUGAUAUGAGGCAAUAUUUUAAGCAAUUUGGUACAAAAGGUUGCAUAGUAGGAGAUUUAAAAUUAUAUUUGCAUCUUCUUAGCGAUGCAGAUAAAGAAGAGUUAUUAGAAAAUAUUGAAUUAGAUAUUGGUGUUGGUGAAACUGACUAUCCUGCUACAAUCAAUCAAAUGCAGAGGCACAUACAUUUUGAACAAUUAAAACGCAUAUGUGGACGACAUCAUCCACCAAGGGCUAAUGUUGAAGAAAGACAAAAUCUUGUCAAACGCCUUUGUGAUUUAUAUGAAAAAGGAAAUGAACUAUGCCCACUUGAAACCAGAUUACCAACAGAUUUUUGUCCUGCAGAUUCGUACUUACUUUUAGCUGGACAUAUUUUGCACCAGUUAUGGUAUGAAACACAAGAUGCUACCUGGCUCUACAAAGCAAUGCACAUUCUAGUUAAAGGAUUAUCAACUAGUCCAGCCAAUUUUCAUCUUAAAAUAUUAUUGAUGAGAACUUACUUAGAAGCUGGAAUAAUAGUGGGAGCUAAUUAUGUUUAUACAUUAUUAGAUUGUAAACAUAUCCAAUUAGAUUCUUUGGGAUAUUUGCUUGUUCCAUUACUUGCACCUCUUGGUUAUUUAUCUCAAGCAGCAUAUUAUUUGGAUCAGGCUACUAAGUUUUUUAUUGCAAAUUAUAAAGAUAGUGCAGAUUACUUGACAUUUGCCUACAAAUAUGGAAGCUAUGUAAAAAUUCAAGAGUUUGUUGAAUUACGAGAAAGACUUGAGAAAUCGAUACAUUUUGCUUCGUGUACUGUUGACAAAAUGUUAUUAGAAAUGAGUUGGUGUGAUAAUCCUACAGCCGUUACUAACUCUCUCGCAAGUAUGCAUAUUCAACCUGGAGAAGACACUAUAAGAUGGGAUCUGCAACGUGACAAUCGUGACGUCGACGUGGUAGUAGGCUGGGAACCAUUACCUGAAAAUGACGAAGAUCUUCGUAUGAAAGAAGAAACGCGAGAGUGCAUGAUAUGUGUACUCCAAGCUCGAAGUCUCAUCUUGAGGGUACUAGGUGCAGCCAAUGAAGCAGAUUCUUCGAACACUUUAUUGCGAUUAUCUAACGAUUUAAAGAGGUUGAUUGAUGAAAAGAUUCCCAAUAUCUUACAAAAAUUCGAAGUUGAUAAGAAAGACAAAGUCAAUAGUGUAAUAGUUCCUUUCGACGCAGUGGAGCGAUUGCGCGAGACUUAUAAUUCUCAACAACUUAGUCUGAUAGCUCAGUUAGCUGAGUCGUUGGCUAAUUCGUCUUGUCCAAGCGCGGAAUGCAUUGAGGCACUCCGAACAUCAAUUUGCUUGAAACCUUUACCUUUGCCAAAUCAAGAAAAACCUGCAUCAUAUAAGAAGUUCUUUUUGAGAGCUACGACUUGUGGGGAAACGUUAGCAUUUGUAAGUGCCAUUUGUACUUCUGCAGCAUCACAAAUCAAACCCAAUAUUUCAAAGAAGAAAAAUAAAAGGAAAGGCGGCACUGAAACCAUAGUUACAACAGCAGCAGAAUCUGAAACUUGGAACGAAAUAUCCCAAAUUUUGUCAGAAAAACUAAAAGGAUUAGAUUUUGUGCUGAGUAAAGUAACUAAAGUUGAUAUCUGCACGAGUAUACCUAGAGACGACCAUUCUGACAGAAUAAUGGAGUUCAUCAAUUCAACACUAUCAAGUUGCAGUGCAACUUUGAAAUCUCGCAUAGUGAAUACUCAAAAACUUGUGAAUUCCUUAAAAAGCUGAAAUUGUAGAAAUGACUUGUACAAAGAUGUCUUGCUUGAUCUGGUACAUUCAAAACAAAUCAAUUCAUGUAUAUACAAAAAUCUUUGUUACAAUGAAACAAUGAGUAAUUAAUUUUAUCUCAAUAUUGAGAAUAGUGAACCAAUAUAAUUCAUGAAAAUUUGCGAAAAUUAAAUCUUAAAAAUCAUGUGUGUCCUUGUCCACGUUAAACUGGAAAUUAUUUUUUAUGUAUACGUUGAAAAACACUGCCGAAUGUGAUCAAAUCAAUUAGUGAUUUUUAUAAGAAUCGAAUAAAAUUUCAAAUUAAUUGUAA